Molecule: messenger RNA, 810 nt
Organism: Cylicostephanus goldi
Lineage: Eukaryota; Metazoa; Nematoda; Chromadorea; Rhabditida; Strongylidae
Source: the annotation of a GenBank genome assembly
CAAGCCAAUCCCAAGUUCCAAGAUCAACUUACGCAGCUCGUAAACGAAGCUCGUAACUCCGGACCAUUCGAAGGAAAUGGUGGUCAUGUCCCACUUCCUGCUGACAAGCCAGGAGAGAAUGGUUUGAUCGGAUUGUUAUCAAACUCCAUUCGUAAACUAGUCAAAGAAACUGGUGUAUCUGAUGCUUUGUCACAAUCGUUGCCGUCACUAUUGGGAUCACCACAUUCUUCAUCAUCGUCUUCUGCUGCUGCUGCUGCUGCUGCUCGACACGGAGCCUCAUCUUCCUCCUCCUCCUCCUCAGUUGAUGGCCCUGUGGUCUCACAAUCCGUUGACGAAAACGCCAUCACAAACCAAAUUCGUGGAAAGGAUAUUCGUAGACAGCCUUCUACAGCUCAGCGAGCAUUAUCUGGAAUUUCAUCCUUCCUUGGAGGAGGAGGCGGUAACACUCCAACCCAUGCUGGUCUCCCAAGAAUUCCCGGAAUCCCUUUACUACCUGGCGGAAUUCCUCGCAACGCUCAGGGACAAAUUGAUGUCGUCAAUCUCAUCGGAUCAAUUACUCGAAGACUAUCCAAUGGUACUACCCUGGCUGAUAUGCUCCCACCUGAGCAGCUGCAGACUUUGGCUGACAACGUUACGGAUGCUUUGCUUCCCGAAACUCCUGCUGACUUCGACCUUAGCAAGUUUAUGGGCAGAUGGUUCGAAGGAAUCAACUCACCUCGAGCUACCGAACAACGAUGUGUCGUGCAUCAUUAUGGAGGACUGACCAAGAAUGACAAGACCGCCACAUUCACAGCAUUGAAAAUCUACAGA